GGAGCAGCUGGUGGGUUUGAACUGUCGACCUUGUCUUUAGCAGCCCAACCCUUAGUCAACAGCGCAAACUACAGCGUUGUAUAUGUAGGAAGACCCCUGAUAGAGAAAGGGGGUCCACAGUGCCAAGAGGUUAAGAGGAAGGAGAGUGGGUCCUUAGAGGUGACCGAAAGUAGGUUUUUGAUGACCCCUGUGAGCAUUUGAAGUAGUGAGGCAGAGGCAAGAAGUCAGACUUUGAGGCAAAGAGGUCAAAUAUAGAUUAGAAAGAAGGCCUCGGAGUGUGGAUUACUUUUUUGGUAAGUUUGGUGAUGAACAGAGGCUAAGAAACAAGGAGCCCCAAGCAUCCGUUGGAGGUUAUUGUGCGGUAAGGAAAGUGAUACAAUACAUACAAGUUCCUGAAAGCCAAGAAAAGAGAGCCAGCGGGGAGGAGCUGAAUGAAUGGGCCGUAGGUAUAAAGUAAGUGGUGGUUCUGGAGAUGGGACGGAAGGGCAGCCGGGGGAGAAGCGGAGUUUCAUUCUUCCAGAAUUCGGCCUGCUUCCUUCGCAGCUGUCAUAAACUAGGAAUACAGCUUCCCCAAACCUGUCGAACUCCUCUUACACUGGAUCCUGACUCCUCUCCCCAGUUCGGACACAGCAGCUCCAGAACCUAGUGCAGGUUCUCUGAGCCUCUGUUUUCUCCUUAGUAAGACCUAGCUCAUGAUGCACCUCCUCACAGUGCUGCGGAGAGCCCGUUCCUACCAAAGCUGAUGCUGCUUCUCAGGUAUUGAUCUAGGGGAUAGCCCCUUUGACUGGGUGGUGGGGUUGGGCAAGUGAACAGUGAUGUCACAAUGCCGUACUAGAGUCUAGCAUCUUCACCAGAGAGCUGUGGAUCCUUUGGAGCUGAAGACUAGAACUGCCAUGCAGGGCUUCCAGCAACUAAGGGUUUCAUGAGCACGCACCUCUGCCAAAACCCUGGUGAAUAAUCUCUCACUGUGCAAUUGCGUCUUAGAAAUUUUUAUUUUUGGUCAUGAUUGUACUUGGUUGGAUGCUUUUUGUUGGCCUUGCAUGUUACAUGGGGGCGUUUCCAGAGUCCAUGCCUCCAACUCUGAAGUGGAAAGAGAAGUGUUCUAUUCAGGAGAGCAAGGCCCAGCUGAGGAGCCGGGCUUUGGAUGAAGACCUGCAACUGUGCUAGACUCCUCCAUUGACAGAGAAUCCGUUAGCACCCGAUACCAGUGGAGAGCUCAUAACCUGUGAAAGAAUUUCUGUGAGAGCAUUGGCCCAAAGCAAGCGCUCCGUGAAGAUGGGGAUGUGAAUGGAGGCUCUGUGGCUACUUGUUGAGCGAAGCCACUGCUACAGGGACGAUGUGGAAGGGAUAUAAGUAUCCUCCGGGAGGGAACCCGGUGGAAAUAACUAGAGAUGAUCCUGGCGAAGUCAUGCAGCUCUGAAGCUCACCUGACAGCUUUCCAGUUCCUGUGUCACAUAAAUCUCUGAACGUCCUCACUUCACACAUAAGGCUGCUGAGACCCGUGGUGCCCUGGCCUCCAAAGGGACACACUGCAUCUAUAGUUGAGAGAAAAUACAAAGUUCUGAAAGUAGCCCUAACAGAAAGUGUCCUUGCUUUGACAGCAAGGUCAAAGGCAAGCGGACUGUGCAAGCAGAGCCACACACGUUUUAUGAAAACUACUUUCCUUUCACGUCAUUUGUGUUCGAGAAUGCUGCACCCAUGAUCAUGUAAUGAUAUCGCAACCGUGAGAUAACAUUACUACAUUCGUGAUUUAACAUUAUCCAAUGAAAGGCACAUCUUCAAAUAUUGAAUUAAGAACAUCUGAAAAUCAAAACAGGCAAGGAUACAUUAAUAAUCAAGCACUUAAUUUGUAAACUUUAAUAAAAUUAUCAGCCUAUUCCAAUUUCUCCCAAAGGCUUGUGAGCUUUUCCUAAGAAUGGUCAGAAAGUGCAGAACAAAAUGGAAGACAAGAAUCAGAAACAAGGCCAAGAUAAAGUUAAAGGCUUGCUCGGGAAUUUUGCUGGUUUUUUUGUUGGCUUGGUUUUGUCUUUAGCUAUGGGAAUGUCCUUUUAGGAUGCUGAUACAGGGGGUUUAUUAAAAUCAACAUCUGCCAUACAAGACAUUCACUCAGAAGUGGACAGAACAGGACACAACCUGACUCUUCCCAUCAAGUUCUGGAAUUUGAAUAUAGCACAAUGGUGCCUUGUGUACAAAUCAGCUGCACAUUAUUGAUUAAAGUGCUAGUCAAAUUUAAGCUACCACAAAUCUUUCGGUGAAGACAAUCACUUGAUUGUUAAUUACAGAUGCCAAAGAAUCUGAAUAUCCAAAAAUAUAUACAGGGAGAAAACGCUUGAUGGGCGAAAUAAAGCACAUCAACGAUGGCAAAGAAGACAGUGUUCCGAGCCGCCUCUUCCCUGGAACCGCAUCCAGCACUCACAUGCAUCCCACUGAGGGGGAGACCAGCAGCACUGACUUCCUGGAACAGUCCGCAUGGAAAAUUGUUCCUAGUGAUGGCACCUCUCACCAGAUUCACCUUCAAAAUUACAUCUUUGUCCUUUCAAAAUCUGAACUCAUUAUUAAAAACUAAUGUCUGAAAGGACCCGGUUACACGAUCCCAUCUAGAAGUGCUAACAAUGGCAAUCUGAUACCCAAACUUGAAAAACACAGACUUCCUGGAUAAAAAGGCAUUCAUUCACAAGAAGCUUGGGUCUUUCUGAAGACUUGGGAUUCAUUGUAGGGGCAGCCCCUCCUACUUCUCAUCUCCACCCUCCAAUGGCCUCAGGGAGCCACAUGGUUGAAAAGAGAACUAUUUUACAAACUCAGUCAAGGACAAAUGCUUUCUAGCAUUAUAGUUUCUCUUCUCUGAUUGGAAUUGCUUGUACUUGAGCCUCUCUAGACACCAAGCCUACAGAUAAAGGAGGGUUGGGUAUGAAGAAAGUUCCACCAUCCUGGGGGACGUUCUUUAAACUUUUCUACCGAGGACAAUCUCUUCACAGUGCAUAGUGUGAAAUAAAAGUGCAACGUGGGCAAAAAAGUGGUGGUCUUGAUUCAUACGAAUUUCAUUUUUGGUUUUUUUGCCACUACUAUUUGCUAAGGAAGUGAAGAUAAAAAUGCAAAGUCAUUAACAUCAAGGGCACCAUGGGAUUUCAACAUAUGUCUAUGAUGAGGAUGAGAAGGGUGGGGGUGAUGGGCACCUCAAAUGUAGCUUAUUUUAAAAAACUAUUU
Messenger RNA from Echinops telfairi (small Madagascar hedgehog), 3204 nucleotides. RefSeq names its product SPTY2D1 opposite strand (gene MISFA). The record is from RefSeq and is a predicted model, not a curated record. NCBI's taxonomy places the organism in Eukaryota, Metazoa, Chordata, Mammalia, Afrosoricida, Tenrecidae. The coding region runs from base 1003 to 1167 and encodes 54 amino acids. The transcript is spliced from 6 exons.